This is a messenger RNA of Spodoptera exigua (beet armyworm), 4120 nucleotides long. The record is from the annotation of a GenBank genome assembly. NCBI's taxonomy places the organism in Eukaryota, Metazoa, Arthropoda, Insecta, Lepidoptera, Noctuidae.
CUUUAUUAGCAUUGGUAUACCAAUGACAGAAAAUCAGCUGUCACCGUAUAGGUACCUAUUUAAUAGUUUUGGAAUGUCACGUAGAACAUUUUGUUGAUAAAAGGUUUCCUCAUAUUAAUUGGAAACUGAAAUGCUAUAAAUGUGUGAAUAAACAAUUAAAAUCCUAAAUGAUGGGUAACGAGAGUUCACAGUUAAGUGGUUUAGAAAUUGAAGAGAAGGCUAUAGAGGUAACCGAUUUUUGGUGCCACUAUCAGGCUACAAUUAAUGAUAGCUGCAGAUAUUUUAGCCUGAAAGGGGAUGGAUCAGUUUCAGUUUUCAAGGGAGAAGCAGCAGUUGGCCCUCUUUGGUCGAUAUCAACGCCACUGGAAAAGUUUUCAAAUAAUCUCCUGAAGUACCGACACCCGUGCAUUGUUCGAUAUAUCUCAGCUUGGCAACAGCGUUCUACACUACACUUAGCUACAGAGUAUGUGCAGCCAUUGUCACAUAUCCUUCCAUCCUUAACACCUCUCCAAAUAUGCAUAGGACUCAACAAUAUCUUAAGAGCCUUGGUAUUUAUUCAUGAACAGGCUGGUAUGUCUCACAACAAUGUGAGUGUGUCAGCAAUAUAUGUCACUGGAGAUGGACAGUGGAAGCUGGGAGGACUACAAUAUCUAUGCCCCUUUACUGAACUAACAGCAGCUUAUCUGAGACAUGCAAGGAUACACAGGUAUGACAAAGCUGUUGAUCCUAAUGAAGAUUCAUAUGAGAUUACUACAAAAGUGGACCAAUAUGCAUUUGCAGUAUUAGUUGAUGAUGUUUUCAAAGAUUGUAAAGACGAUGAAGUACCACAUUUAAAAGAAUUCAAAAAAUACUGCAAAGAUUGCUUGCAACAUCAAAAUCCUGCCAAAAGGCCCAAUUUGUCGGAACUGUUACACCAUAAUUUUUUCAAUCACGAAUUUAUAUCUAUUUACAAAUUUCUCAAUUUUCUUCCAUUGAAAUCAGAAGAAGAAAGGUGCCAGUUUUUUGCAAAUAUUUUAAAUAAUUUGAAAUGUUAUGAUGAAGAAACCGUGGCUAAGCAAUUAGGAGGUCUUUUACUAUCCAGGCUCACAAUGUUGGACCAAACUGCCAGAAAAGAUGUCAUUCCUUUUAUUCUUAAACCCAAAAAUGACCGUAUUACUAAUGGUGAAAUACCAGGCUUUUUUAGUCUCAGUGUGUUCAAAGAACAUAUCAAACCCAGACUAAUGCAGUUAUUUGGAGUGAGAGAUAGUCAAAUAAGGAUGUUACUUUUGAGACAUUUUUCAAAGUUUGUGCAUGUCUUCUCACAUGAAGAACUUUCUCAACAUAUUCUUCCUGAGUUGCUCUUGGGAAUAAAGGACACUGACGACAGUUUAGUAUCAGCAACACUUAUAUGUUUAAGUGAAUUGGUACCUAUAUUAGGAGCUGACACUGUCAUAGGCGGAAAAAGAUCUAAAUUUUUCACAGAUGGUAGACCUAAUUCAAAGCCCAAAUCUCAACUGCCUGGAGCCAUACCAUUGACGGAAAAUAGUGUUUAUUUAACCAAAUCUUUGCGAGACUUACCUUGUUCUGAAGAAAUUUAUGAAAAUGAUGAUAGAAAUGAACUAAUUUCAUUUGAUAAGACUUUAACAUUAAAUGAAAGGCCUUCACCUGUUGGUGGAGAAUCCUUAGAUGAUGAGAUUAUAUCAACAGAAUUUCUUACCAAACAGAAAGCAGAUAGUGAAGAUGACUGGAGUGACUGGGAUAAUCGUCAAUUAACAACAAAACCAGAUUCUCCAAAUAUUGAAGAAAAUAAUAAAAAUGGACAGCUAGUCAACAUUGAAAAUGUGGAUGAAAAAGUUUCUUCAAACUCAAACAUAAACUCGAAAACUGUAUCUGAAUCAAGAACUACUUUACUGCAAAAAGCUGCAAUGCAGGCAAAAAAGAAUAUCGUAGAUAUUUCUGAAUUAGACAUAAAAAAUCAGAAAUUCGAUUAUUCGAAAAAGAGUUCAGAUGAGUUUGACUUUUUUGCUGAUAUGGCCCCUGUAAUUGAAAAACCGUCUGUUGUUAAUAUUGCUCAAAAUUCUGAAAACGUAAGCAGCAAAUUAAACUUUGUCCCAGAUGAAAACAUCGAUGAGAAUGAAGGCUGGGGCGAGAGUUGGAAUGAUUAGUAGCUAAUUGAGAUUACAGAAUUGCAUAGGAUUUAAAAGGUAUUUUGUUAUACAAGAAACUUACAAACACUUUUAUGUUUUAUGUAUAAGAUAUUAUGUACAUACUUUGUGAAUCAAAUAUUUAUGUAUAUUUCAUUAGAAAUCUGUAUUGUGUUUUAAACUGAUUAACUCGGAAGUAAAUUUGUAAGUCAUUAUCAUACCAUUUUUGUGCUCAUUUUAGGUAUGUCGCCAUCAUACAGUAAUUAAUUAUGAAGCUCCGUUACACAAAAACCCGUUUACAUUCCUGACUUAUUGGUCCGAUUUUUGUAUUUUCAUAUUAAAAAAAGAAUAUUAGCUCAGUUAUUUUUUAAUUGAAAUAUUAGGAGUUUUGUGCAUUUCUUAAUAGAAAAGUUAUAGGUACUUACCGUCUUGACUCGAAGUAUGUUAUUCUAAUAACAAAUUGUGUUCCUUUAGAUAUGUGAAAAACAUAUAGAUAAAUAGUAAAAUGCUGUAUAUAUAGUAUGUGCAAUUUAUUUCUUCUUUCUCUCUCUCCGCACAAGAAUUAUUAGAUCACAAUCUUAUAGCAAACAUUCAGGUUAAUUCAUUUUCAUACAUUACGAACUUUAUUGCUUGUGACCAAUUAGUGAUUCAUGUAAAAUAACGAGAUUUGCAUAAUUUAUGUGCACUGUGUAUCAAAAUGUAUGAAAGAUGAAAACAAAAUAAUUACUAUAUCGCGACGCAAGUAAUAACGACGGAAAUUAUCAAGUUGAAUUAAUUUAAAGUAAUGUAAAUAUCGAUCUUUAUUCAAAGAUUUUGGAUCUACAUUUCUUAUCAAUUUCAUAUGUAAACCUGAUGUUAAAGGCUUUUACACUAAAAUAUGUAGUUGCUUUUAAUUAUAAAAUUGAAUCUAAUUUUUAAGACGUCUCUACAAGGAGCCUUGCAAUAAUCAUUUCUUUGGACUAAAAAACACAUCACAUAAAAUUAAAAAGUGUCUACAGUUGGCUCUGUCUAUCCUUAGAUUCAUUAUAGUAAACAAAAAGCAGGUGGUUCAAAGAAAUGCUUCAAGUACUUGACAAAUGAUUGAUGAUGAUGAUGAUGACAGAAGAUUAAAUGUUAUUUAACAAUCUCACAACCUGGCCAUAGGCGUCGAUUCUCCUUGUUUUUUGUAACUAAUUUGAAUCGCUUAUGUAAACUUCAAACAGAAACAGAAAAUAUUAACAGUUCAUUAGUCCAUAUUUUUUGUGUCACCAGUACAUAAACAUAGGUAAGUUGUUUGCAAAAGAGAAUCGGCGUUUUGUACAUCUAACAAGCAUGGCCCAAAAACAAUUAAUUACACUGCAUUCUUAAAUGCAGCUUGCGGCUUAGCCAAAUAAAUAUUUAUAUAAGAUUCUAUAAACUUGUUUUAUUUAAAUAACAUCUAGGAUUAAAUUUAGGCAAAUUGUGUCUAGAUCAUAUUUUGUAUCUUAACUACUGAUUGGUGUAGCACAAUAGUAAAAUAAGCACCACAUAUAUUGCGACAUGUCUAAUACAAUAAAAUUAUACAAGUAGUUAUGACUUCUAUUUAAUCUAUAAAGGGUGUAUCACUGACUUACGAAAAUCAUAUUCUUUAUUUGCUUGAUUACUACUAAUGAGUAUCCUAUACAACAAAAACAAUUGAGUUACUUACAAUAUAAAAUACUUGAACAUUCUAAUAACCAUAAAGGAAGAACAAACAUUUUGAUAUAAUAUCAGUCAACAAAAUGGUAAGUAGGUAAAACUUAUAAAUAAAAACAUUAUUAUAGGACUAGAAAUAGGAAAUAAUCCUCUUAAUACUAAAUUUAAACAAAAAUGACUAGACGGAGGCUUGUAAAAGGAACAACACAGUCAUAUUACCUAUAUUAUGGCUUCUUGGAGCAAAUUUAAUAAUAGCCAUAAAGUGAAUGAUUGGCACUUGUAUUCAAGUAUCUCCACAUGUUCACAUAUUUAUGAGUAAUAUACAACAUUUAUUGUGGACAUGU